Molecule: messenger RNA, 917 nt
Organism: Anastrepha obliqua
Lineage: Eukaryota; Metazoa; Arthropoda; Insecta; Diptera; Tephritidae
Exons: 2
Coding region: 1-411 (136 amino acids)
Source: RefSeq, a predicted model, not a curated record
AUGGCCAAUACCCAUUUCAAAGAACUAUUGUCACCAGUGGAGGCAGCAGCGUGGGACUCUUUUGAAAAGGUCGUUACUUCUUUUUUAGGCAAACACAAAAGUCCUAACUUCGAGCUGAUACUGAACGAUUUAAUCAAAAACUAUGCGGAAAUGGGAGUAAAUAUGUCUUUCAAAAUUCAUUUUCUGCACUCCCAUUUAAAUUUUUUCCCGAAAAAUCUUAGCGACGAAAGCGACGAGCAUGGCGAAAGGUUUCACCAGCAAAUGAAAAUGAUUGAAAGUCGGUAUCAAGGAUUCUGGGAUGUCGCUAUGAUGGGUGACUACUGUUGGUUUCUCAUAAGAGAAACCGAUCCUUAUAUAAAUAAGCGUCAAAACAAGACACAUAACUUUUUCAAUUAUAAAAUAAGAUCAUAGAGUUAAGACAGAGUCAUAUGUACAUAUGCUAUUAUUUGUAGGGUACUUAAGUUUUACUAUAUGGAUAUAUUUACUUGAAUGCUUGUAACUUUUGUAUUAGUUCAUCGAUUUUGUUUAAUCAAAGUUUAUUUUUUUUGUAAUAAAACAGAGCUUAGAGUGAAAACAAAAAAUACACGAAAAAGUAAACAGUUUUCGAGAUCCUUUCUCUCAAAGUACAAAUUUUUUUAUAUUUUUACAAAAAAAAUUUAAAAAAUCCGUUAUGAUAGUUCGUUAUCUUUAAAUCUGCAGGACCUAGCAGAAAGUGUUUUACACACAGUUUAUAGCAAAUUUUAUUACCUUUUAAAAGCUUUAAACGGUUUUGGAAUCGCUCAAUUCGUUUUCGAGAUAUAUAUGAUUAAGUGGGCCCAAUUUUUUGUUUUUUUGAAAUAACGGUAAUUCGUAAAUAUCUCAAAAACGUUACCAUAGAAUAAAAAAUAACCUUGAUUUUCGGAAUCAGACGGUGAUUU